Messenger RNA from Trichoderma harzianum CBS 226.95, 2022 nucleotides. RefSeq lists its product as hypothetical. Gene Ontology annotation, biological process: L-threonine biosynthetic process. The record is from RefSeq and is a predicted model, not a curated record. The transcript has 4 exons. NCBI's taxonomy places the organism in Eukaryota, Fungi, Ascomycota, Sordariomycetes, Hypocreales, Hypocreaceae. Bases 122 to 1753 code for a protein of 543 amino acids. Gene Ontology annotation, molecular function: threonine synthase activity.
UGUUCCCCCCUGCCUGUAUCGCUCCUCGACCAACGCCUCUCUCGACCGCACUGUUUCAUCUCUUUACCCCUGACGUCUUGGGUCUUCAAAUCGCGGUGCCUCGGGAGCUACGUAGGUAGCCAUGGCGCCAGACGACACGGCGGAUGAGAAUGCGUCGUACCGUUACCUGAGCACUCGCGGACAGGAUAGUGGUUUUUCAUUUGAGGAGGUCGUCCUGAACAGUGUUGCCCCUGAUGGCGGCUUAUACAUUCCUGAAGAGAUUCCGCGUGCUACUGCAUGGGAGUCAUGGGGAGACCUUAGCUUUCCAGAGCUCGCUUUCGAGAUCAUGUCCCUUUACAUUUCCCCCUCCGAAAUCCCUCCCGCCGACCUCAAAGAUAUCAUUGCGCGCAGCUACUCGUCCUUUCGAUCCCCAGAGGUUACACCAUUAGUCCAACUCAAGGAGAACCACUACCUCCUCGAGCUGUUCCACGGCCCUACAUUUGCUUCCAAGGAUAUCGCCUCGCAGUUCUUGGGCAACCUGCUUGAAUAUUUUCUUGUCAAGAAAAACAAAGGCAAAACAAGCAUCGCAGGCGGGCAUGGGACUCUCUAUGGCCAUAGAGACUCGCUUAUCCUUUAUGAUGAAUUCUUCCUAGCAGACCGACAUCGUCUUACCUUUGUCGGUGCCACCAAAGGCGACGCAGGCUCUGCUGCCGUUCAUGGUUUGAGAGGGAAAAGGGACAUAUCCGUAUUUGUCAUGUUUCCCCAAGCACAAAUCUCACCUGUUCAAGAAGCCCAGAUCACCACGGUGCCGGACGAAAAUGUAUGCAGCUUAGCCGUUGCCGGCACCUUCGAUGAUUGUCAGAACAUCCUGCGCCGCCUACAAGCUGAUAGGCAAGCCAACGAAGACUUUGACCUUGUCAGCUCGAGGAACUGGGCUCAGAUCCUGGCUCAGAUAGUGCUUUACUUUUACUCGUAUUUCUCUCUUGUCAAGAAGUCUGCGUCAUUCAAGACUGGCGAUAAGGUCCGAUUUGUGAUCCCAACAGGCAAAUUCGGCAGUAUCCUCGCCGGAUACUUCGCCUUGCACAUGGGCCUCCCCGUCGACAAACUUGUCAUCGCUACCAACGAAAAUGACAUCCUUGAUCGCUUCUGGAAGACGGGUCGGUAUGAGAAGCAGCGUGUCGGCCGUGGCGGGCAUGGCGUUAAGAAGACUCUCAGCCCUGCAAUGGAUAUUCUCACUUCCUAUAACUUUGAGCGUCUGCUAUGGUUUCUCGCCUGCGAGUUUGCAUCUAGCGCAGGCAUGGACCAUCUCUGGAACCAGAACCAAGCUAGUCAGGAAGUUUAUCAAUGGUUCCAGGACCUCGACAAGAAAGGAGUCUUUGGCCCCGUAUAUCGCGACGUUAUUAGGAGCGCUAGACGCGACUUUGAGAGCGAGCGAGUCACGGAUCAACAAACCAUCGAAACCAUCAAAGCUGUUUAUCGAAAGUCCGGAUACGUGCUGGAUCCGCACUCUGCAGUUGGCGCUGCAGCAACACAAAGAUCGAUGAACCGUACACAUGCGAACACCCCACACAUCUCUUUCUCGACGGCACACCCAGCUAAGUUCUCCGAGACUGUAAUAAGGGCACUUCAUGGCGAAGAUGGUUUCAGCAUUGUUGAAACAAGCUUAACGCCAGCAGAAUUGGCUGACCUCGAUAAGAGAGAGAAGAAGAUAACUGUAGUAAAUAACGACUGGCAGAAAGUUCGUGAGAUCAUCAAUGCUCGGAAUAGCAACUGAGUCACAGCACACUAGAGUUUACAUCAACGCCUUGGCGUGAAACGAGUUGCUGGAUACUCAACAGGGCGAUCGCAUCUACAUUCUACACGGUCACGGAUCCCUCGCCGCUAUUUAGACAGCAGAUUUGGUAGGAUACGGAAAGGAAAAUCGGGGGACAAGGAAAAGGUUACACUAUCGCUCAGGAAGGGGAAUGUAUGCCACGAAAGGUUUUUCAAUGGCGGGUAAUCCUAGUUAGACACUUCCUAUCUGUACAGUCGAGUAUUCCACCU